GAUGAAGUGUCACCAGGCCAGUUCUUGACCAGACUGGAAGGCUUUGAAGGUCCAGAUGCCUCUGCCCACAACAGCAACAGCAACAACAGCCCUGGAUGGGGCUUCCGGACAGCCACGCAGGAGCAGACGCUGGACAAGGUCAACAAACGGAAGAUGAACAUGGUGAAACAAAAAAUCAACCAGGCAUACGCUGACCUUGACAUUGCUGUCCGCGGAAGUGCCUUGAUGGCAGAGGAAGACGACUGGCUGGUGGUGGAGCACGGUGGCCAUAAAGAAUCCACUGAGACCGGAGUGGAACAGUCGGAGCUGAAGAGGAGAGUUGAGCAUUGUAUGUCCGUGCGCCUCAAAUCGAGCAAGAGCAUCAAGCACAGCAAGGAGUACCUGAGCGCCAUCUACCCCCAGUUGUUCGAGUACUGUCUGGUGGUCGGGCUACGACCACUGGUGGACUCCAGUGGCUACGAGCCCUAUGUCAUCCACAAAUUCCCGGAAAAUCAGCGAAAUUAUAAAGUUGGAUCUCACGGUAAAAUCUACAUGUCGAUGCAAGAGGUGUCCAGCAAUCUGUCUGUGCCGAGCUUCUGCUUCCCAGACGCCGGCAUUUUCAAACCAGGCUCCGCCACAGCCGUCAGUGAGUCUUAUUCCUUUGUGAUGACCUACUCUGAUGGUUCCCGUGUUUAUGGAUACUGUCGAAGAGUUCAGCCUCCUGAUGCAAGUUUGCCAGAGGUGACCUGUAUCAUCAGUCCCAUCGAUGCCUUCAACAUGUACAACACCCUUCUCAAUGAGAUUGAGUCUCGUCGCAGAGUUUCCUCUGACCUUGCCAUGGAGGUCAUUGCCGCUUCCUUCGGUCGCCCGUUGCCCAAACCUGGCAGAGUCUGUAACAUCCGAACGCUGGAUAACAACGGCGAUAUGGAGACCAUUUUCCUCACCCGUUCGUCAGAUAAUAGGUUGGAAAACGUGAACUACGAGAGCCCCCUGUGCUACCUGGGCACAGACAAGCUGGUCAAGGUGUUCUCCGCCAUGCUCAUGGAGCGCAGGGUCAUGCUCUGCUCGGCCAACCUCUCUGUGCUGACGCAGACCGUCCAUGCUCUGGCGGCGCUGAUGUACCCGUUCCAGUGGCAGCACGUGUACAUCCCGCUGUUGCCCCAGGAGAUGCUGGACGUGGUGUGUGCUCCCAUGCCCUACAUCCUCGGCGUGCUGUCCGCCUUCCUGCCCAGCGUGCUCAAGAUGGAGAUGGAGGAGGUUCUGAUUGUUGACUUAGAUAAGAAGUCCAUAGUUCGGAGCUACGGCGACGAGUCGACCAUAAUACCUAGGAAGCUACAGCGGGCCUUGAAAACUGCCAUCAACAUGUGCAAGAUAGACACUGAUGCCAGCAACGCCCAGUGGCUGAUGAUAGCAGAGGCCUUCCUGCGCAUGUUUAUCGAAGCCAUAGGCCACUUUGGGAACCAUAUACGCACCCAACAGGAUGGCAACAGAAUAUUUCAGAAAGAGGGCUUCAUUCUGGAGAUGGUCUCCAAGGAGAUGCGGCAGUUCUUGGAGUGGUUCACGGAGACACAGAUGUUUGAGGUGUUCAUCUGCAACCACCUUGAGAAAGCCGACUACGGCACCAACGAUUUGUUUGUGCAGCGGCUGGCAGAAAACAAGGAGACCAAGGAUUAUUCUCGCAGGCACAAAGGGCUCGGGGCCAAGGUGAAGAACUUUGGCAAAGCGCUGAAGACUAAGCUGCAAGCAUCCUGAUGAAAGUUAUGCUAGAACUAGAAGGAGUUGUUGCCGUGGAAACCACCUGAGGCUUGAGUUCAAUUUCCAUCGUGUGUGGUUGGAGCUGCCCCUGUCAUUUUUGUAUAUAUAUAUUUCUCUGUAUUUCUACGAAUGUCCAAUUUUCAGGGGGUUUCUUGUUGGCCGUUUUUUAAAAAUGAAUGAUGUUCUGCCAUUUUGAAUGUGGUGAUAAAUGUCAUUCUGUCUGAUGCAUAAUCCAGCAAGCUUGCUCAAAGUGGCUUCCCUUAUUUGAAAAAUUCUUCAGAAAGACAUAAUGGAUCUCUACAAUGCAAUUGGUGUUAUUCUAAAUUGUCAACAUUGUCAUGAGUAUAUUCUA
Molecule: messenger RNA, 2086 nt
Organism: Aplysia californica (California sea hare)
Lineage: Eukaryota; Metazoa; Mollusca; Gastropoda; Aplysiida; Aplysiidae
Product: DENN domain-containing protein 2B
Source: RefSeq, a predicted model, not a curated record